GAGGAAGGAGCUCCAAGAGAUUUUAGGGUUUAAGAGUGUGUCUCUCAGGUCUCCUGCCAUCUUCCUAGUACAUCGUUCCUCCCUUCUCGUAAUCAUGGCGAGCACAAAAGUUCAGAGGGUUAUGACUCAGCCCAUUAACUUGAUUUUCAGGUUUCUUCAGAGCAAAGCACGCAUUCAGAUUUGGCUUUUUGAGCAAAAAGACUUGAGGAUUGAAGGACGAAUCAUCGGUUUUGAUGAAUACAUGAAUUUGGUUCUUGAUGAUGCUGAGGAAGUGAACAUCAAGAAGAAGAGCAAGAAGACAUUAGGGAGGAUCCUUCUUAAAGGAGACAACAUAACUUUAAUGAUGAGCACGGGGAAAUGAUGUACACUCUGGGACAUUUGUAAACUAUAUUCAUAUCAAACAACGCAGAACUAUUUUUCUCUUUGGUUUGUAUUCAUCUAUCAAACUCCCAAACUGGAAGAUGUUGAUUUUGUGAUUGUGGAAGUAUAGCACUAAUAUCACAACCUUUCCCUCA
Messenger RNA from Vigna angularis (adzuki bean), 515 nucleotides. RefSeq lists its product as uncharacterized. Bases 95 to 361 code for a protein of 88 amino acids. Lineage: Eukaryota; Viridiplantae; Streptophyta; Magnoliopsida; Fabales; Fabaceae. The record is from RefSeq and is a predicted model, not a curated record. Gene Ontology annotation, biological process: mRNA splicing, via spliceosome; spliceosomal snRNP assembly. Gene Ontology annotation, molecular function: RNA binding. The transcript has 7 exons. Gene Ontology annotation, cellular component: U5 snRNP; U2 snRNP; U1 snRNP.